Botrytis byssoidea is the source of this 1563-nucleotide messenger RNA. RefSeq lists its product as uncharacterized. Gene Ontology annotation, molecular function: 2-oxoglutarate-dependent dioxygenase activity. The transcript has a single exon. The record is from RefSeq and is a predicted model, not a curated record. NCBI's taxonomy places the organism in Eukaryota, Fungi, Ascomycota, Leotiomycetes, Helotiales, Sclerotiniaceae. Bases 1 to 1563 code for a protein of 520 amino acids.
AUGCAGGUUUCCAAUAAACAGAAUCUAAUUGAUUUGUGUCUUCAAACCUUCUGUUCACCAUCUCGAACAAAGGAUCCAUCAAUCAUCGGAGUAUCAUCAGAAUCAUUAGAAUCAUCAGAUAAUACAUCAAAAGUACUUGCGCCAUGUGGUCGUUCCAUUGGGAAAUUACUCGCUCAUCUGAGUACCUCUAUUCGUACUCAAACAGGUAAACAAGAGUUGACUCUCCAAAGGCUCGAUGAUUUACUUGCUCUAGCUAAAGAGAAAUUCUAUGCAUUUCCAUUUAAAGAUGUACCAGAAUGUUGGAGGGCAUUGUUUCUCGAGGCAAGUUUGUUUAAGUUUUCUGCUCUUGCCUCUAGGGAAUCCUUACCUCCGAAUGAGAAGAAGGAUGAAGAUUCAAAUUUCGAUGUCAUAGAUGAUCGAGUAAUAGACCAGAUGGUUGAGACAAUGGAUAUGGCAUUGAUCAUGGUCGGAGCUCCAGCAUCAGAAACAAUGCGAUUGGCAAUUGAUUGUGCGAUGGAUCUUUUACAAAAGAUUCAUGAAGAAAUGAUAGAUGACGAUAGAUCAACACAAUCACCCAUGAAACGUCAAAAACUUUCGUGCAGUUAUUCACCCUCAAGAUCCAUAUCUUCAUAUCAAGAUCGCUUUCUAUCAAUUUCGAUCACAUCGCCUUCUCUGUCAAAUCCCAUCUCUCGAGUAACUUCAAACGAAAUCAACAUCGAUAACGAUGACGGAAACAUGGACAAAUUCGCAAAGCACAUGUAUCAACCCCAGGAUCGUACACUAGGAGCCGAACCUCUCAUAAUAACUCGGUCAAUCGAUUCAUGGCCUGCACGUAAUAAGAAACCAUGGUCUAGUCCCUCGUACUUACUAUCCAAAACCAUUGGCGGUCGACGCUUAGUCCCCAUAGAAGUAGGUAGAAGUUAUGUUGAUUCUGGAUGGGGACAAAAGAUCGUUACAUUCAAAGAUUUCAUGACCGAAUACAUGUUAUCCCCUGCCAAAGAAGGAGAAGCAAAAGAAACGGGCUAUCUAGCACAACACAAUCUAUUCUCCCAAAUCCCAUCUUUACGAAAUGAUAUAACCGUGCCGGAUUAUUGUUACAUUUAUCCACCACAACCUCAUUCAUCAUGCUCUCCCGCGCUAAAAGAAAAAUACGCACAAAUGGAAGAAUUGGAAGAGCCGCUCAUAAACGCGUGGUUCGGACCAGCCGGUACAAUUAGUCCGCUGCAUACAGAUCCGUAUCAUAAUAUCCUAGCACAAGUUGUCGGGAAGAAAUAUUUGCGUCUUUAUCCACCUAUAGAAACUUCGAAAUUAUACGCGAGGGGUAUAGAAGAGGGGGGAAUCGAUAUGAGUAAUACGAGUGAGGUGGAUAUUGGAGUAUUGGAGGGAUGGGAUGGUACUGUUGAAGAGCAAAAGGAAGAAAGGAAGAAAUUUCCAGAUGCGGAGAGUGCAAAAUAUUGGGAUUGUGUGUUGGAAGAAGGAGAAGUGUUAUAUAUUCCGGUUGGGUGGUGGCAUUAUGUAAGAGGAUUGAGUGCGAGUUUUAGUGUAAGUUUUUGGUGGAAUUAA